AUGGUUUCUCUCAUUGGUGAUCGGCAGUCAGUCUUACAGGGCACAUGGGCCCUUGGGGCCCUCGCAAUCAUCGUGAUGGUGCUCCGGAUAUUUGCAAAAGCCAGGCUUCGCCAUAUGGGAUCAGACGAUGCCAUAAUGGUUGCAUCCCUAGGUUUCGCCCUCGCCUCAUCGAUACUCUUCACAAUCGCAGUCCUUGACUACGGCUUUGCAUCCGGUCGUCCUGGAGCUGACGAGGUUACCGCUCUUAAAUACUACACCAUAAUGGAAGUUUGCAGCGUCACAAGCACAUGUCUAGGCCGAGUCGCAUUCAUCCUCUACCUGUUGCCAGUUCUUUCAACGAGGAAAUUCUUCAAGAUCAGCCUAUGGAUACUAUUUGCGAUGCAAAUAGUGGCAAACGCUGUAAUGGUUAUCCUUAUCCUAUCCCAAUGCCACAAUAUCCGUGGGGUUUGGGAUCCCAAAUACGCCACGAACUGCACGGAAGACUAUAUUCAGCUCCGGUUUGGUUACUUUCUCUGCUUCUGCAACUCCUCGACAGACUUGCUACUAGCAGUCCUUCCGUCCUAUAUUUUCUGGGAUCUUAAGUUAAAGCCGAUGAUCAAGUUCAGCCUUAUGAUACUCACGAGUUUGGGUCUCGUCGCAACAGUCGGUGCCAUAAUGAAGGCUGUAUAUCUCAAACAGAUCUUAACCUGGGACGGCACAGCCAAUGCGAUAGAGCUUACUUGCUGGGCUAUGAUCGAAUGCUAUCUUGUGAUUAUCACCGCAUCGGUUCCCUGCGUUCGUUCGCUGGCUAUUUCUUCUGUACGCCAGUUGUUCGCAAGCGACAAGUCGAGCAAUUUUCCUUUCGCCUCAUCGUAUAGGAAUCACACAGCAAGCCAUCAACGCGCGACGAACCGCGUACAAACCAAUCCCGAAGCCUCUGGGAGUAGACAGAAUUUCUUUACGGGUGGACGGGGCGAGGAUAUGGAAAUGGGGACUACUAGGACUUCUGUGAAUGCCAAUGAGAGUGAUGAUGGAGCAGGGGUAACAGGGGAUGGAAUUGCGAAGACGGUGGAUAUUAGUGUUACUUGGGAGCAGGGACAUCGCAGAGACCGUGUUUCAUAG
This is a messenger RNA of Penicillium verrucosum, 1101 nucleotides long. RefSeq lists its product as uncharacterized. The transcript has 4 exons. Bases 1 to 1101 code for a protein of 366 amino acids. NCBI's taxonomy places the organism in Eukaryota, Fungi, Ascomycota, Eurotiomycetes, Eurotiales, Aspergillaceae. The record is from RefSeq and is a predicted model, not a curated record.